AUUAAUUUAAAAACAAUGUCAUUACGUCAACACAAAAAAUCGUCUAAGAAAAUCUAGAGGCAAAACACCAAGAAAGGAACAAAUUCGCGGUACUGUUAACAGUUUUUAGAAAUUUGGAAACGAAUAGUUCGCAAGCAGGAAGUUAGAAAAAGGCAGGAAAUUGAGAAGAAUACAAGAUAAACAUGAAUGAGAAAGAACCUCGGAAAGAACGCAAUUAAAUUAAUGUCUUGUGCAUCGUUUUUGAGGAACGAGUUGAAAAAAAGCAGCAUGGACAUCCAAAGCCAGAUCGUUGAAUCGUUCAAAAAUCAAACGAUUUUUCUAACCGGAGGUUCAGGCUUCAUCGGCAAAGUGUUCUUAGCUAAAUUGUUAAGUAUUUGUCCUGACGUAAAUGCAAUUUACAUUUUUGUGCGUCCAAAACAAAACAAAACACCAAGUGAACGAAUCCAAGACAUUUUUAAUUUUUCUUGCUUCGAACCUCUCAAAUCCAAAUGGCCCAACUUUCACGAAAAAAUCAAAUUGAUAAGUGGAGACUGCGAAAAAGUUGGCUUGGAUAUUUCGGCACAAGAACGGGAAAUUUUGAAACGUGAAGUGACGAUAUUCGUACACGCAGCGGCAAAUGUUAAGUUUGACCAAUCUUUAAAACUCGCUGCUUAUGCUAAUGUUAGAGCCAUGAAGGAAGUGCUAGAGUUGGCCAAAGAAAUAACUCGAUUAAAAGCAUUUCUUUAUGUAUCUACGGUGUAUUCAAACUGUCCUCACUCUCACAUUAGGGAAGAUUUCUACGAACCCGGAAUGAAAGCGGAAAAUUUAUUAACCCUUGUUGAAAGUGUCGACGAGGAUGUUUUAAAUGGGAUGACUCCAAGCUUGCUGAAAACGUGGCCUAAUACUUAUGUUUUCACCAAAUGUAUCAGUGAAGAUUUACUUAAGAGAGAAAGCGGUGAUUUACCGGUGGCAGUUGUUCGACCUUGCAUAAUUGUGCCUACUGUAAAAGAACCAAUAACAGCAUGGAGUGAUAAUUUUUACGGAUUGAUAGGGAUCGCUGUGGGGAUGCUACUAGGGGCUAUAAAGGUUAUGCCUGGUAAGCCAAAUAAUCCUAUGCAUGUUGUACCAUGUGAUUAUGUGGUUAAUUUAAUGAUGGCUAGUAUUUGGGAUUUAAUGCAACCUAAGUCCCCUGAGAAGGAAAAUAAAAUUGCUAUUUAUAAUCAUGUCCCCCCACCUGAAAAUACUGAAACUCUUGGUAGGUAUGAGGCCCUGGUACACAAAAUAAAAUGGGAUUACCCUCUCAGCAACAUGGUUUGGUUUCCUUUAUUUACAGUUGUGAGUUGUAAGCAUUGGUACAAAAUCCGUGCUUUCUUUCAACAUACAUUACUCGCAUACUUUGCCGAUUUUAUUCUAAUAUGUUUCGGUAGAAAAACAAUGGCGGUGCAACAAAUGCGCAAAAUUAGUAAACUGUUACUGCUUUUGUCCUAUUUUACUACAAACACAUGGACGUUUGAUUAUCAUAAUGUUGAAGCUUUAUGGUCUAGAAUGAAUGAAAAAGAUCACGAGUUGUUCAAAUUUGAACUUAUGUCUUUGAAUUGGACACAGUUGUGGAAAUUAUCGAUUAAACAUGGACGACUACAUUUGUUAAAAGAAAAAUUAGAAAAUUUGCCUUAUGGGAGAAAAAAGAUUAGAGUACUUGCCGUCGUCCACUAUGCUUUUUGUGUUUUAUUGUUGUAUUUAUGUUACAAGAUUUUCCAAUUGUGUUUUAUAUGUAAUUUCUAAUUUAAAUGGAAUAUUACUUUCAGUAAAUAAAUAUUUUAAGUAAGAAACUGGCCCAUUGUCCG
Tribolium madens (black flour beetle) is the source of this 1823-nucleotide messenger RNA. RefSeq names its product fatty acyl-CoA reductase wat-like. The transcript has 10 exons. Gene Ontology annotation, cellular component: peroxisome. Gene Ontology annotation, biological process: long-chain fatty-acyl-CoA metabolic process. Lineage: Eukaryota; Metazoa; Arthropoda; Insecta; Coleoptera; Tenebrionidae. The coding region runs from base 187 to 1761 and encodes 524 amino acids. The record is from RefSeq and is a predicted model, not a curated record. Gene Ontology annotation, molecular function: alcohol-forming very long-chain fatty acyl-CoA reductase (NADP+) activity.